GGAGGGACCCACCCGGCCUUCCCGAAGUAGUGCUAUGCAAAUUCCCCACGACCAGGAAGUAAGCGGCCAGCUCUCGGGCCCCCUGCGGCCGCCGGCGGUGGAAAGUCGCCUCAAGUUCCUCUCUCGCAGGAGGGCGACGCUGGCCGGUGGGAGCAUGAGCUGCUGCGGCGCUUCUCCUCCUCCUCCUCCGACGUGCUUUCAGUUCCUCUCCCGCUGAGGCGAAAAGGUGUCGCUUCGCGCGCCGCGCCGGGCUGGGUGUGGGUCGGUCUCGCUGGCUCUCAAUCCCCGCAGCCUUUUUUGGGGGGGGAGGGGCUGAAACGACCGAGUGGACUUGGGUGGCCGAGGUCGCACUGCCCCGCUCCGGCACGGAAAUAUGGGAUGUAUAGAAUCGAAGAGAAAAGAGAGUCUGCCAGGAGAUGAGAAGAGCCAACCAGUACGUAAAACUGAACGAACUAUUUAUGUGAGGGAUCCAACGUCCAGUAAACAACAAAGGCCAGCAAAUGUUGAUGUACUUCUGCCAGGUCAGAGAUUUGGUAAAGAAGAUGAUGAUGAACAUCGAGAUAUUGUAGUAUCCCUUUAUCCUUACGAUGGCAUUCAUGAAGAUGAUUUAUCUUUCAAAAAAGGAGAAAAAAUGGAAAUUCUGGAGGAGCAUGGAGAAUGGUGGAGAGCUCGGUCCCUUUUAACCAGGAAUGAAGGCUUUAUCCCAAGCAAUUAUGUCGCAAAGGUCAACACAUUAGAAACAGAAGAAUGGUUCUUUAAAGACAUAACAAGGAAAGAUGCAGAAAGACAACUUCUAGCACCAGGAAAUGCUCCUGGGGCAUUCCUUAUCAGAGAGAGUGAAACCUUAAAAGGUAGCUAUUCUCUGUCUAUCAAGGAUCAUGAUGCACAGCAUGGUGAUGUUGUAAAGCACUACAAAAUCAGAAGUCUAGACAAUGGAGGGUAUUACAUAUCUCCAAGAAUUACGUUUCCCUCUAUCAGUGACAUGAUCAAACAUUAUCAAAAGCAACCAGAUGGCUUGUGCAGAAAACUGGAAAAAGCAUGCAUCAGUCCCAAACCACAGAAACCAUGGGAUAAAGAUGCCUGGGAGAUCCCAAGGGACUCAAUAAAAUUAGUGAAAAAGCUUGGAGCGGGUCAGUUUGGAGAAGUCUGGAUGGGUUACUACAAUAACAAUACAAAAGUAGCUGUGAAAACUUUGAAGCCUGGCACCAUGUCUGUGCAAGCAUUCCUAGAAGAAGCCAACCUCAUGAAAACACUUCAACAUGACAAGUUGGUCAGACUGUAUGCUGUAGUCACCAAGGAGGAACCUAUUUAUAUAAUAACUGAAUACAUGGCAAAAGGCAGCUUGCUGGAUUUUCUGAAGAGUACAGAGGGUGGAAAAUUACUACUUCCAAAGCUCAUUGAUUUCUCAGCUCAGAUUGCAGAAGGGAUGGCAUACAUAGAGCGAAAAAACUACAUACAUCGAGAUCUGAGAGCAGCUAAUGUUCUAGUUUCAGACUCACUUAUGUGCAAAAUUGCUGAUUUUGGACUUGCUAGAGUAAUUGAAGAUAAUGAAUAUACAGCCAGGGAAGGUGCCAAAUUCCCCAUCAAAUGGACAGCACCAGAAGCCAUUAACUAUGGUUCCUUCACUAUUAAAUCAGAUGUAUGGUCUUUUGGAAUUCUUCUGUAUGAAAUCAUUACAUAUGGGAAAAUCCCUUAUCCAGGUAUGAGUAAUUCUGAUGUAAUGGUAGCUCUUCAGCGUGGGUAUCGCAUGCCAAGGAUGGAAGCCUGCCCAAUUGAGCUCUAUGAUAUCAUGAAAACAUGCUGGAAAGAUAAAGCAGAAGAGAGACCAACAUUUGAAUAUUUGCAAAGUGUCCUUGAUGAUUUCUACACAGCGACAGAAGGACAAUACCAGCAGCAGCCUUAGAGAAAGAAGGAACUGCUCUGCCUUCCUCUGAUUGGUGUAAACCUCGUAAUAGGACAAUGUGGUUCAGCCAGUUACAUUUAUGCACUGGGACAUCUGUAUCUCUUGCACUUCCUGAACAGAAGCCUGCAGCUCAAGUAGACAAUGCAAAAUAUCAACAGCCUGCUUAAGGUUUAAAGUCUUCUACUGAUGAUGCUUUCUUUGUAUUUUGCUUAAAUAAACUUCUCAAUAAAACAAAUGUUGAUGCAUCACUGAAAGAUCAAAAAGAGAAGCCAUCCCUAUGCAAACAGAUAUAGAAAGACAGAGCUGCAACUGUAAUGAAGAGACACAAAAGUUCAUGACAUAAUUGGAACUUAACAGCAAGUGGCCAAGAACAUUAUGCAUCCUGAAAACAGCUUGUUAUGGAGCCAAACUAGAUGUUGUACAGGAGAUGCAAGAACAACCCAUGUUAGUCUUUGUUCUGUUUAAAGAUUAUCUGAAAACUAGCUGAGGUCAUAAUAGGGAGCAAAGAGUGAAUAAUCUUUUUCUUUCUCCACUAUUUCUUCACUCUAAAUUCCCCUUUCUUAGAUGCUUGCAGAUAUGCAGAAUAGAAUGUAUGGGGCCACAAACAAAGGAGGGUAAGUUUAACCACUCCCCCAACCUCCUCAAAGUGGCAACCUGUAUGCCUAUAUCUCUUGUAACAUCUAGUUUGGUCUUCAGCUUCCAGAAAGUUCUUUCCUUUACUCCUGCUAAAUGUAGGGUGGAUUUUUUUGGGGGGGGGGAAGGUAAACUUUAAAUGGCUGCUGUUGCAUUGAUUUUAGUGUUAAGAUUAAAGAAGGUAAUGUGGUGUUUCAUUGUAAUGUUGAUGUAGUGUGGUAAAUGGGCACUAGAAAAAAUAAUGUCCUAUUUUCAGUAGGUAAUUCAGGUGUGAAGUCAUGUGUCACACAUUUCAUCCCUUCCUUUUUGUAUGCCAAAGCAGUUUAUCAUUCAAAGAUUUUACAUGUAGAAUCCUAUAUCCAUAUAUAUCUGUGCAUGAAUGUAUAUGAAUUUUGGAUUCUACACUUAGGGCCCUUGAAAAACUAUAUAUAUCAGGAAUCAAUGAAUCUACAAAAAUCUCUACAUGGUUUAGAUUUUUUAAAAUAGUAAAUUGAUAACAUUUACUAAAGUAUUAAUAGUCUUAAUAAAAUCUUUUCUGUUGAAGGUUGUCCUUUUGGAGGCAGCAGUUUCAAACACAUAAUUAAACAUGCUGUGGUUAACUAAUGUCGAAAAGGAUGGUUUCAUUUUAGUAUGGUCUUCAGCAGUGCUUUCUGAAUGUACAGGUACUAUCCAUUGGUGUUCUCAUCCUUGGCUAUGUAGCAGAUUCCCAUAUCUCUAAUAUGGUGUUCAAUGUAAAAAGCACAGCAAUGGUACAACUAUUCUUGCAUAUAUUACAUAGGUUGAAGGGAAAAUGUACUUGAAAAUCUGGCUUGUAAUCAGUUCCAGUAAGAGACAUAUCAAGCUGUGAAUUGGAUGACAGAACACCAGAAUACUCAGUGCCUUAGCCUAUCUCUAUUGUUUUAUUUUCCUCUAAGAACUGAAAAAAUGUUAUGAAGGGGUUUUCUAAAUUUUAAAGUUCUAUAGAAGAUCACAAUGUUUAUGCUCAGCUGCAGAAACCAAUAUUAUUGUUGUACACAUGCCAUUUCCUGUUUUUAAAUGAAGAGAUCCAGUUUGCAGACUGUAACCAGAUCUUCAUUAUGUAAAUACUUAUUUCAGUUUCACCUUGAUUUUAAUAAAUAAGCACUCUUGAAAUGUUGAA
Molecule: messenger RNA, 3674 nt
Organism: Pogona vitticeps (central bearded dragon)
Lineage: Eukaryota; Metazoa; Chordata; Lepidosauria; Squamata; Agamidae
Gene: LYN
Product: LYN proto-oncogene, Src family tyrosine kinase
Biological process (GO): protein phosphorylation
Molecular function (GO): protein binding; protein tyrosine kinase activity; ATP binding
Source: RefSeq, a predicted model, not a curated record